AUGGCCACGACCGAUGUUGGGGUACCAGCUCUACAGGUUGACUACACUAACGUCGACUCUAUUCGAGAGGUUCUUGAAAAGAAUGCUAUCGACACGGUCAUCAGCUGCGUCAACUAUGAAGGCGAUGCUCUCUCUGUGGCCCAAUUGAACUUGAUCAAGGCGGCUACCGACUCGUCCACCACAAAGAGAUUUAUUCCCAGCACGUUUGGCAUCGCUUAUCCCAAAUCUGCCAUAAAGGAACUUCCUAUGCUGGCCGAUUACUUCAAGGCUAUUGACGAGCUGAAGAAGUCGGGCCUACAGUGGACCGUGAUUAAUAAUGGCUGUUUCCUUGAUUACUGGGGUCAGCCUCAUAUAAAGACUUUCCUUCGCCCAUCGCCAUUCGGCUUAGACAUUGCGAACAAAGAGGCUGCUAUUCCCGGUGAUGGUAAUACGCCUUUCUCCCUCACAUAUACUUUUGACGUUGCGAGAUACGUGGUAGCCCUGCAGGAUCUCGAUGAAUGGCCUGAGGUUUCUAGAUUUGCCGGGGACAUUAUUACGUGGAAUGAGUUUCUACGCCUUGCUGAGGAAACAACUGGUUCUAAUUUCAAGGUUACCUAUGACUCUAUCGAGAAGCUGAAGAAGGGCGAAAUGACUGAGCUGCCAUCACAAGUGCCUUGUUAUGCUUUCAUCCCCAAGCCUCAAUUCCAAUGGUUUAUCUCUAUUUUUGCACGGUGGACAGCAGAUGAGGAGAUCUCUCACAUUCCUGCGGAGAUGAACUCCAGGUUCCCUGACAUUAGUCCACUCACUGUACGGCAGAUGCUCAACGUCUGGAGAAAGGAGUAA
This is a messenger RNA of Phaeoacremonium minimum UCRPA7, 822 nucleotides long. RefSeq names its product putative -like family protein. Lineage: Eukaryota; Fungi; Ascomycota; Sordariomycetes; Togniniales; Togniniaceae. The transcript is spliced from 4 exons. The coding region runs from base 1 to 822 and encodes 273 amino acids. The record is from RefSeq and is a predicted model, not a curated record.